Molecule: messenger RNA, 1323 nt
Organism: Cantharellus anzutake
Lineage: Eukaryota; Fungi; Basidiomycota; Agaricomycetes; Cantharellales; Hydnaceae
Exons: 2
Coding region: 28-1266 (412 amino acids)
Source: RefSeq, a predicted model, not a curated record
CUCCGAGGUUCCACUCUGGAGGAGCAGAUGGGAUCUCUGGUUGUCGAUCUCAUGCACAAACUCUUAUCUUUGCGCUGGGAGCGUCCCGUCAUCAUCUUGGAUGGACUGGACGAGUGUGGGGCUCAGGAGGAACUUAGGUCCUUAAUGAAGCUAGUACUUAUCCUUGAUGAACUGCCUCCCGCAUUUGCUGUGUUGGUCAGCUGUCGGCCGGAGUCAUCUGUUGUGUCGGCUUGGGUUAGAGCUCGAGCUCAGGGUCUUGUCAUACCCUGUGAAGACAUGGACACUGUCGCUGAGGAAGAGAACUUUCAUACUAUCCACCGCAUGGUGGAGGAAGGCCUUCAGGAUUGCAUCGACAACUCUUCCUGGAAACCAUCAAAAGAAGAAGUGGAUGCGUUUGUCUCAGCAUGUCGUGGAUUGCCGAUUAUCGCCUCAAUCCGAGUCCGGGAUGUCUCCUUUCAAACCUGUCGUGGUGCAACCCUUCGAUCUGAGUUUGAAUACUUUCGUGAUUUGAUCGAUGCCCCUGAAGACAUCAAUAAGGAGUACUUGCGUGUACUUCGCCGUGCCUAUAUGGUUGGCUCAUCUGGAGUCCGUAAACAUACAGCCAAGAAGUACCGUCAAGUGGUUGCGACAAUCAACGCGGCAUUCGAACCACUAAGUGUGUUUUUUAUAUCGCAGCUAUCAGGAAUUGCCGAGGAAGAGGUCCUAGCCAUAUUGGAUCCAAUUCGCUCAAUUGUUGAUCUUCCUUCAAAGCUUGACUUGGAACAUUCUUCGGAAAGUCUUCCAGAAAGUCCUCCAGAAAGUUCCUCGGAGGAAGUCCAGGGUGUCAAAUUCUAUCAUGCAACAAUGAAAGAGUUUAUAAUGGGGGAUCCGAUUGGUGAUGAAAACGACAAAGUAUUCUUUAUCACGGAUGCGAAUCAGUAUUUCCUCGGACUGCCACUCCUCCGAUUUUUCAAUAAUAGUUGUGAGCAGGAUGUGUUUGGGUUUCCCACUGUUCCCCCUUUAGGAGAUGAGGAGAGAUGGAGCAAUCUUCCCAAGAGAGAACAUUAUCACCCUUAUCUUCUCCGAUAUGCUCGUCAUGACCAAUAUGCUCAACCCUCACAACUCUUUGCACAAGGGUCCAAUUUGCAGAACGAGUUUAAUACAUUCCUCACACAAAACUUGGUUACAUUUAUGCACUUGGCACCAAUCGGUGAACAGUACAAGGGAUUCCCUGAUGGAUUUGAUGAAUUCAAGGUAAAUAAAAUCGUUGUGUCGCGAUUAUUUUAAUAUGAUGUCAUUUUUAACAGAAUUGUGAUUCAUUCAAACUUUUGAAAGAAGCUCGAG